Messenger RNA from Penicillium salamii, 630 nucleotides. Lineage: Eukaryota; Fungi; Ascomycota; Eurotiomycetes; Eurotiales; Aspergillaceae. The record is from the annotation of a GenBank genome assembly.
AUGGCUUCAUAUCUGUCUUUGGUGGAGAUUCCCACCGUUCGAAGUCUGUUUCAAGCGAAACAAUUACUUCCUGUGCCUUCGCAGUUUGCACCAUCAAAGACUCUCAACAACACCAUCUCCAUAAUUCGCAAUGAUAUCACCAAGCUGAAAGUCGACUGCAUCGUGAAUGCAGCAAAUGGGUCUCUACUCGGUGGCGGAGGCGUGGAUGGAGCGAUUCAUCGCGCUGCGGGACCCGAGCUGGUCAGGGAAUGCCGUGAACUUGACGGAUGUGACACAGGCGAUGCCAAGAUUACUUCUGCAUACGAACUGCCUUGCAGGAGCGUCAUCCACACCGUUGGACCGAUUUAUUUUAUCGAAUUUCGUGAGGAUCCCCGUCGUCCUGAGCAGCUACUUCGCUCCUGCUACCGACGCAGUUUGGAAGAGGCUGUUGCCAACAACAUGAGGAGUAUUGCUUUUCCUGCCAUCAGUACCGGUGUCUACGGCUACCCCAGUGACAAGGCUGCUAGAGCAGUCCUUGAUGAGACUCGCAUUUUCCUUGAGAAGCCUGUUAACAUUGGAAAGCUGGAACGUGUGGUUUUCUGCAACUUCGAGCAAAAGGAUGUGCAGGCCUACAAACAGCUGACUCCGUGA